Molecule: messenger RNA, 2796 nt
Organism: Budorcas taxicolor (takin)
Lineage: Eukaryota; Metazoa; Chordata; Mammalia; Artiodactyla; Bovidae
Gene: SNAP47
Product: synaptosome associated protein 47
Exons: 5
Coding region: 158-1420 (420 amino acids)
Biological process (GO): synaptic vesicle fusion to presynaptic active zone membrane; exocytosis; synaptic vesicle priming
Cellular component (GO): SNARE complex; plasma membrane
Molecular function (GO): syntaxin binding; SNAP receptor activity
Source: RefSeq, a predicted model, not a curated record
UGGAACGGCCUGUGGCGGCUUCGACCCAGCUUCGGGUACCCCAGGGCUUCAAAGGUUGUCGAACGGUGCUGGCCCCGAGUCUCGCUGUUUUCUCGUCUUCCCAGCGACUCAGAGGCAGAGCAACCUUGGCCGUGGUGCAAACCGACCCGGGAACCAGAUGAGCAGAGACACCUGCGUCCAAACCUGGCCGUGCUCCUAUUAUUUAGAGCUUGAAAAGCGGUGGGUCCCUGGAAGACUGUCAUUAACUCCUCUCUCACUAAAGUUUACGACUGAUAAAACUAGAGAGACCCUUGUCAGCUUUCCCCUCUCUAGUAUAAAUGAGGUCAAGAAAGAAGCUUCUCAUUUUAUCUUCAGUUCCAUUACCAUCCUGGAGAGGGACCACAGGAAGCACUGGUUCAGUUCCUUGCAGCCUAGUCGAAAUGCCGUUUUCAGCGUCAUUGAGCAUUUCUGGAGAGAGCUGCUGUUGUCUGAGUCAGGAGCUGCCGCUGAGGCCUCCUCCUCCUCCAUGACCAAGGGGAAGGAGCUGACUUGUCUGAUGGCCUGUACUCAGAAGCGUCUGGAAGACACAGCCAAAGUCCUCCACCAUCAGGGCGAGCAACUCGACAGUAUCUCCAGAGGCCUGGACAAGAUGGAAUCUGAUCUGGAUGUGGCUGACAGGUUGCUGACCGAACUGGAGUCUCCUUCUUGGUGGCCCUUUAGCUCCAAGCUUUGGAAGACGCCAUCGGAGACAAAGCCCAAGUGGGACACCUCCAUGGCUGAUUCCAAAGCUCUCGGAAAAGAAGGGAUAGUGAUCCAAGUUCCUGCUGUUAUUUCCCAAAGAACAGAAUCUCAUGUUAAACCAGGAAGACUCACCGUCCUUGUUUCUGGGUUGGAAAUCUAUGACUCAGAUUCUUUGCUCAUGCACAGAUUCGAAAGAGAAGAUGUGGAUGAUAUCAGGGUCCACACACCUUAUGAAAUUAGCAUCCGCCAGCGGUUCAUUGGGAAGCCAGAUAUAACUUAUCAUUUGAUAUCUGCCAAGAUGCCAGAGGUUAUCCCCAUUUUGGAAGUACAGUUCAGCGAGAAGAUCGAGUUAUUAGAAGUUGCCAUGAUGCUCAGAAGCACUAGAACCUCUUCCCUAGCAGAGAAAAGCUACUCAGUCUGGCAGGCAGCAUCUGGACUGAUGGACCAAGCCACGCACUGUGAAUCCUCCUCAGGGAGUCAGGAAGGGAGGCCACUUCAGCUACAGACAAGCGAACCAGUAAUUUCUGAGGAAGACACCCAGGAACUGGGACAGAUCCUGAGGAAGCUCAAAGGUCUUGCGUUAGACACCGAGACAGAGCUGGAGAGACAGGAUGAGGCCUUGGAUGGCAUCACUGCAGCUGUGGACCGGACAACCUUAACCAUCGACAAGCAUACCCGACGAAUGAAAAAACUGACUUAGAAGAAUAGGAAAGCCUAGGGAUGACUGCUUCUGAUGAGAAUCACUUCUGAGUGCAUUGUUCUCAGAUCCUGCAUGCUUCCUUUGAGAUGAAGACCCUGGGAAGUCAGUCCAAGUGCCUGUCCCGGGAGGUGCACAGCUGCCUCAGGAUGAAGGGCUGCCAAGAAAGCGGCUUGGGGUGAUUGUAGCUGCCGCCAAGGGAUUCCCUUGUAGGGAGCUGAAAGUGCACAGGAGGAGUUCUGCCUACAAAUGCAGGGACCUGCCUACCCGCAAGGCCCUCCCUGGCUGCCUGGGGAGUCAGGAGCACACACACGUUCACACAGGCUGAGCCCUACAAGGAGGCCACGGCAGCACGGCGUCUUCAUUCUGAGGGUGAAGCUGGACCCAGGCCUCAGGGACCACUUUGCCUGGCCAGAGUCCCGGGUCUCCAGUGCACAACUAGCUGUAUUUUCAUCCUGUCUCCAUUCUUGAUAACCAUAAAAAGGAUGAUUUAUGUCUCUAUGAAAGAAACUGCUUAUUUCUAACCCUCUGCCUGUUUGAACACUGCAGGCAUAUCCUUUGUCAGGAAAAUCUCUUCUCCAGAAUCACAUUCAGUCCUGAGCCUGCCUCUCCUGCAUGCCCUGCUCAGCACAGACCCCAGUGCCUUCACAUUGUUCCAUUUUUCUCUGAUGGACAGGUCAGUUUCUUUUUGGUUGUACUGUAAGUUCUAACAAAAGCUAAGAGUACACCUGGUACACCUGGAGCUCAUCCUGUAGACACCUGAAAUAUUCUUUUACUGCUCAGUUUUUAGUCAAACAUGAAAGCAGUACAAAUUGCACCUAUUUUAUUUUUUUAUUUGUUAUUAUUUUUUAAUAUAUAUUUAUUUUAAUUGGAGGCUAAUUACUUUACAAUAUUGUAUUAGUUUUGUCAUUUAUCAACAUGAAUCUGCCACGGGUGUGCACGUGUUCCCCAUCCAGAACCCCCCUCCCACCUCCCUCCCCGUACCAUCCCUCUGGGUCAUCCCAGUGCACCAGCCCCGAGCAUCCUGUAUCCUGCAUCGAACCUGGACUGGCGAUUCAUUUCUUAUAUGAUAUUAUACAUGUUUCGGUGCCAUUCUCCCAAAUCAUCCCACCCUCUCCCUCUCCCACAGAGUCCAGAAGGCUGUUCUAUACAUCUGUGUCUCUUUUGCUGUCUCGCAUACAGGGUUAUCGUUACCAUCUUUCUAAAUUACAUAUAUAUGCAUUAGUAUACUGUAUUGGUGUUUUUCUUUCUGGCUUACUUCACUCUGUAUAAUAGGCUCCAGUUUCAUCCACCUCAUUAGAACUGAUUCAAAUAUAUUCUUAUUAAUGGUUGAGUAAUACUCCAUUGUGUAUCUGUACCACAGCUUUCUUAUCCAUUCA